UUAGUUAACUAUAUAUUAAGCUUUAAGCUUAUAAGAAUAAAAUUCACUAAUUUCAGAAUUUCAAUUUUCUUUUGCAUGAACUUUAGAACGAAAAAGAUUGGAAGCUAGUUAAUAAAGGGUAGAGUACCAAAAAACCAUCAUAUUUAUUCCUUACUGCCAUGAUUAUAGGAAUCCAGCCUCUAAUAAUGGAGGAUCCGUUCUUUCAUGUAACUGCAAGAUAAUCUGUUAAUAAUAGACAGGAGGUGGUGUAAAUCCAAAUUGGAAAAGAGAUUUAAUAUUCGAAAAGAGAGUUAAUGUUAGAAGGAAUCAUGGGAGAUGCAUAAUUCAUCUGGGGUUGAUUCAUGUAAACCUUGUUCUCAAUCCCAUUCAUUAUCAUGUUGUAGUAUGAGGAGCUAUUCUCUUCCAUGUCUCGGUUUCCAUUUUCAUUGAAAGGAUAGCCAUGAAUGUUGUUCUUCAUCAUUGGUGGUAAAUAAUCAUAAUCAUUCACAUGAGGCCCUGCAGAAUAGUCUUGAAGAUCACUGAUUUUCAUGUUUUAAACCAAUAAAACCACUUUCAUGUCCUGUAAAGCCUGUCAUGCUGAUGGUAUUUUCUUCAAAUUUAUCACCAUUGAUAAUUGUGAUUCCAUUCCCAUUAAGAUGCUUGUUUUCCUCAUUUAUUGCUUUAUUCAUGAAAUUCUGCUGGAAGAAUUCAUCUGUUAUUGAUCCUUCCCAUCCAUGAUUUACUUCAGUGCCGUAUAUGGUUGGGAGAAAAUGCUGGUUUCUGGAGGCAUUGAGGAUGGUACACCAUAUUCUCGUGUGAUACAGCAUCUUUGUCUUGUGAUACAGCACCUUUGUUUUGAUCAAAUAUGGGGGACUGUUUCCAUUUACCAUCCCAAACAGCCAUUAUGCAUAUUUUUCCAAACAUAAUAAUAAUAAAAAAUUUAAUUUGCAAUUGGACAAAAUUUACUUUGACAAUUUGUUGAAUUUGUUCUUUAGGCAUUUAUAACAAGCUAGUUGGAUCAGAAAACAUAUUUAUUAUAAUCAUUAUAAAGAAAAUUAAGGAGGUGUGAACAAAAACGCAAAAUAAUAAUCACUGAAAAAUGUAAACCAGUCUAAUGAGUUUGGGCGGAUCUUGGGCUUCAACCAUUUGAUCCUACUGGGCCAUAAACAUGGAAAAAUGAUGUAUGCCCAAAAUACCAAUUCAUAGCCAAUUGAAGACUCUUCGCGCUUUCUUAACCUUCUCUAAUACUUUUAAUUUAUUUUACAUAAUUUUCUAGGGUUCACUGACAUCAAGGAUCAUUAUGAGAUGUUGGUGGGAAGUUCGAACUCAGAUUAAUUUUUUUUUAUAUUAAAGAUGGAAAAUUCGAAUUCUGUUCCACAAUGGACGAGCUCAUAUUAGUGUUAGGAGUAGUUCCAAGCACAACGAUUAUAUUUGAAUAGUGGUAUAACAGACCAAUAUUCAAUUUUUUUUAAUAGAUACAACUUUUAUGAAUCAAAUUAAUUAAUGCACCAAAUAUGUUCUGUCCAAACAAUUAAAGAAAAAAUGCACCAAAAAUUGUGAUUUUAAUUGGUGACAGAAAGAAACCUAUGGUCUUUAUAUAGAAUCAUUUUAACCGAGAUCACACACAUUACUAAGUUUUCACAACUGGAAGCCUACAAAUAAAAAUCAAACAAGAAGAGAAAGUAUCAUAAUGUGUGAUUAUAACAAUUUUCCUUUAUAAAAAGAACAAUUCUUCUGCGUCAAAACAAUUAUGUUAUGGUAAUAUCUCUGUUUGGUAAGAGCGAAACUGAAUUGUCAUGCAACAUAUAACAAAAUUUAUUGUGCAUUGCAAACUAGUUUUAUUUUUUUCACGCUUGGUUUCCAGCCAGAUUCAUUGUUGCACAUUAAAUUCAUUCAUUCAUUCAACACUAUAAAUAUUAUACUAUCUUAUUUAUGUCUCACUCAUAAACUAAUCCUUUUACCUCUUAAAAGUUGCUUUCUCACCAGCUUUACCAACCUCAGAAGAGAAUAUCAUGGGAAAGGGUCAGAAGAAGAAUUGUUCAGAGCAGAAUCCAAGUAAUGAAGAGGAAAAUGCAAAUAAGAAAUCUGGUAAAGACAUUGUGUUGAAAGUAUUUAUGCACUGCGAAGGAUGCCAAAAAAAGGUUUCUAAAUGCUUGAGUGGUUUUGAUGGUGUUGAAGAAGUUGUGGUUGAUAGCGCCAAUAAUAAAGUGACUGUAAAGGGUAAAAAUGCUGAUCCAUUGAAGGUUUUGGAGAGAAUUAGGCACAAAUAUAGUAGAAAUGCUGAACUUAUAUGUCCACUACCAAAGCCUGAUGAGAAGAAGAAUGAAAACAAAGCAGAGGAAAAGAAAGAGGUCUGUGAUCCACAAGUGAAGCUGGUGGUGCUGAAGACAUACAUUCAUUGUGAAGGCUGUGCAAACGAUAUUAAGAAAGGUUUGGAGAGAAUGGCUGGGGUUUUAUCUGUAGAAGCGGAUAUGGAGAAGUCAAUUGUGAGAGUGAGAGGAGUGGUUGAUUCACAAAAGCUGGUUGAAUACAUUAAAAAGAGACUAGGGAAGCAUGCUGAGGUUUUGAAGGAACAGGGCAAUCAACAGAAAAAAGUGAAUAAGAAAUUCCAAGAAGAAGAGGGAAUUAUUUUCAAUUAUCCUCCCCAAUACUCUGCUCAACAUAUUUACCCUAAUCAAACUUUUAGUGAUGAUAACCCUUUUUCAUGUUCCAUUAUGUGAAAGCUAGCUUUUACCUUUGUAAGUAGUGAUGAAAAUGGUUGUCAAAAAUUAUGUUCUAAAAUCAAUAAGAGUUUAUGAUAUCCAUUUUUUCAAA
Molecule: messenger RNA, 2793 nt
Organism: Ziziphus jujuba (common jujube)
Lineage: Eukaryota; Viridiplantae; Streptophyta; Magnoliopsida; Rosales; Rhamnaceae
Product: heavy metal-associated isoprenylated plant protein 8
Exons: 6
Coding region: 1992-2699 (235 amino acids)
Molecular function (GO): metal ion binding
Source: RefSeq, a predicted model, not a curated record